AUGUCUUCUCACAAAGAUUUGGUUGUGGUUACAGGUGCCUCAGGAUACCUAGGAAGUUGGAUUGUAGUUAAGCUGCUGAACUCUGGCAAGUACAAGGUCAGAGGAACUGUGAGAGAACAUGAUAAUGCUGAGAAAAUGGAUCCUCUGAAGAAAGCUAUUGAAGAAAAUUGUAAGGAUAACUAUGAAGAUCUUGAGUUUGCAUCAGCUUCUCUUGAUGAUUUCGUUUCUAUUAAGCUCGCACUAAAGGGAGCUAAAUACGUCAUCCACGUAGCUUCUCCUAUGCCAGGUUCUAACACUAAGGACAGAGAGAAUACUUUGAUUAAGCCUGCUAUUGAAGGCAAUCUAAAUGUUCUAAAAGCUUGCAUUGAUUCAACUGUUGAAAAGGUCGUUAUCACUUCAUCAGGACUUACAGUCUGUGACCAUGCUGCUGGUGAUGGCACUUAUGGCCCAGAAACUUUUGUUGAAGAGCAUAAAGAUCUCGAUGACUACUCGAAGAGUAAAAUCCGUGCAGAAGCUGCAGCCAAAGAGUUUAUGGAAGAUCUUGGAGAAGAUCAAAGAGACUUUGACGUGAUGUUUAUGCAUCCUGGAGGAAUCAGUGGAGCACCAAUUGUUCCUCAAAGAAAGGGAGACACUAUAGAGCAAUUCUGUAUGAUAUUGGAAGGAAAAGUACCAGGUGUUCCUCAGGUUUACUAUCCAAUGGUUGACGUUGAAGAUACAGCUGAAGCUCAUGUUAAAGCUUUAGAAAAAGGAGUUCAUUUAGGAAGAUACCCACUUUGUUCAGAUACGAUCAAAAUGGUUGAAAUUGUUAAAAUUAUCAAGAAGGACUAUGAAGAUAUCAUGGGGCACAAGAUCUCUGAUAAGGAAGUCGGUAAAUGCUUGGUCUGGCUCGGGAGUUGGUUCAACUCAGAUGCUAAGAAUAUCUACUACCAUUGGAACAUAAAUGCAAGACUAGAUGGAACCUAUGCUAAAGAAGAGCUUGGAUUAAAGGACUACAAGACUAUCGAGCAAAGUAUUGUUGAGACUUGUGAUUUCCUUAUCAAAAACAAACUUUGCAAGCAACCAAAAAAGCCUAAGGAUACUGAAGAUUCUAAAGAAGAAGCUAAGGAAUAA
Molecule: messenger RNA, 1110 nt
Organism: Moneuplotes crassus
Lineage: Eukaryota; Ciliophora; Spirotrichea; Euplotida; Euplotidae
Source: the annotation of a GenBank genome assembly